AUGGCGGUCAGAGCACUGCACUCCUCCAUCCACCCAACCUCCUUCCCACCAGCGAGUCGACCAGCACACAAUCUUCGCAGCUCGUCCCCUCCCUCUCCCGCAUUCGUCCAUUUAGAAUCCAAGCAGAGUUCCGCUGCCGUCGCUCCUCGCGUCCAGUCACGAGCCUCCCGUCAGCAAAGAGUCGUCCUAGCCUCGCAUGGCCCGUCAGCUGCCGGCCCGUCAGCAGCGGCGCAGUCACCACCACGUCAAACAACUCCUCAGCCGUCGGCGGCAGCGGAUCUGCCAUCACAUGUCUCGAGCCACGACAAGCUCGCUCGAGCUGCGGAAUGGCUGCGGAAGGCUGCGAGUGGAGCCGUCGUCGGAGCGGCGGCGGCGGCGGUGCUUCUAGUCGGGAUUCCCGCCCCGUCAGUUGCGGAGAGCUUGCUAAGCGGCGAAACGACGGAUGUGCUGAUGAGCGACGCGGCGAUGGGCGUGGAGGAGGAGAACGGCGUGCUCACUCUCAUCGUGCCCCGACCGCACAUCACUGGGGUGGAGGCGGCGCAGCGGACGAUGGUGGAGGCGUGGGGGAUCGUGCGCGAGGCGUUCGUGGAUCCCACCUUCAACCACCAGGACUGGGACCGCCGCCUCGCCGCCGCCAUUCGCGGCAGCGUCUCGGCGGGCAGCGCGGACGACGCGUACGCCCUCGUGCACGACAUGCUGGCGACGCUGGGCGACCCGUUCACUCGCCUGGUGUCGCCGAGCGACUACGACAGCUUCCGCGUGAGCAGCGACGGCGGUCUCGAGGGAGUGGGGCUGUUGCUCGCCUCCGACACCACUGACGGCCGCCUGCUAGUGCUCUCGCCCAUCGAGGGCGGCCCCGCGGAUCGUGCGGGCAUCCACACGGGCGACGAGGUCGUUGCGGUUGACCAUUCCCCGUUGAGCGGCAUGAGCGGGCAGGAGGCGGCGAACCUGCUGCGAGGCAAGGCAGGCACAGCAGUCACACUCACCGUGUGCCCCGCUAGAGCUGACGUGGACGGCUCUGAUUUGCCGGAGGGAACAACGGACAUCCUGUUGAGGCGCGAGCCAAUAGCGCUAUCACCAGUGUACGCGACGGCGCUGCCCCACCACACGGAGCAGGGCGCUCCCACCUCCACCGGCUACAUUCGCCUCGCCUCCUUCUCCCAGAACGCGGCGGAGGACAUGGCGAGGGCGAUAGAGCGGCUGGAGGGCGAGGGCGUGGCCAACUACAUCUUGGACCUGCGCAACAACCCCGGCGGCCUCGUGCACGCCGGGCUCGACGUCGCGCGCAUGUGGCUCGGCUCGGGUGCCACGCUCGUCAACACCGUCGACCGCACCGGCGCCGUGGAAAUUGUCGCGGGCGCGCUGCAUGACAACGGGCGGGCGACGCUGGUGGGGGAUACGACGUACGGCAAGGGGCGCAUUCAGACGGUGUUUGAGCUCACGGACGGGUCGGCGCUGUUUGUGACAGUGGCCAAGUACCUAUCGCCCGCCAUGCACGCCAUUGACCAGGUCGGCGUUGCUCCUGACCUCGCCUGCGCUCUCCCCACUCUGCAGCCGCUCCCCACCUCCGCCUCUGCUUCCGCUUCUGCCUCUGCCUCUGCUGCUGCUGUCGGUGCUCCAGGAGUGCUCUCUGGCCCCCUGGGUGCGGGGCAGCAGGAGGCGGCGCUGCCGGGGGGAGGGGUGGGGGGAGGGCGGGCGGUGGUGGUGGAGGAGGAGGUGUAUGGCGCAGAGCUGCAGCGCGACAGCUGUGUUCUUACUGCCGAGAGACAGCUCGACCGCCAUGCCUGA
Closterium sp. Naga37s-1 is the source of this 1788-nucleotide messenger RNA. NCBI's taxonomy places the organism in Eukaryota, Viridiplantae, Streptophyta, Zygnematophyceae, Desmidiales, Closteriaceae. The record is from the annotation of a GenBank genome assembly.